UCUGAUAGACAUGGCUCCACCUAAGGUAGUUCUUAACCCCGAAGACAGACUCUUUGAGGCUAAUCUCGUGCCUGCUGCAGUGGUUUACUUUGGUUGUAGUCAUGCUGUUCAAAGUUACCUACACCCUGAUGUGAAGGCUAAAGUGUCCUCACUAGCAGCAGCAAGACUGGCAGCUUUAAAAUACAGGAGGGCAACCAGGGGUCCACUCCUUGGUGAAGAAAAUGACUUCAGUUACACACCCGGUCAAGCCACUCCUCAAGUAGCCAUUGUUCAAGACGAAAGGAGGGUCGUGGCAUCAUCGCAUUCCCACAGUAGUGGACAUUUACCUAAAUGGCUUAAACUAGGCAACAAGUGAAAAAGAUCCAA
Molecule: messenger RNA, 366 nt
Organism: Limulus polyphemus (Atlantic horseshoe crab)
Lineage: Eukaryota; Metazoa; Arthropoda; Merostomata; Xiphosura; Limulidae
Product: tether containing UBX domain for GLUT4-like
Exons: 4
Coding region: 11-355 (114 amino acids)
Source: RefSeq, a predicted model, not a curated record